CCAAAAUACCUCUCUCGCUCUCACAAAGGUAACUACCAUACAUCAAUUUCAAGUCAUGGCUCUCCCUUUAUCCUCUUCCAUUAUCAACUCUCACAAGCUCUCUGUCACUGUCUCAAUUCAAAAGCACCAUUUUUUCUCUACCCAUUUCGCAUUUCGUCUCGAUCAAGGCCGUGGCCACGUCACAGCAACAGCCAGACAUGGCGGCCACAUUAGAGUUCGCUGCAAGUCUACACAGAAUUAUGCAAAGGAUGUGGCUUACAGGCAAGGUUUUCCUACUAAUUUAUACACAUCAAUUAUUAAGCAUGGAAUGAAGAAACUUGAGAGGCUGAUUGCCGUGAUUCUUAUUGUCGUGCAAAUUGCUUCACCACUACCUCUGGUUGAUUGGGACUUUUGGUCAAUUUCUCCAGCAGAAGGAGUGCUUUAUUCUCCAGACACCAAGGUCCCAAGAACUGGGGAACUUGCUCUGAGAAGGGCUAUCCCUGCAAACACAAAUAUGAAGGCUAUACAGACUUCUCUGGAGGAUAUUUCAUUCUUACUAAGGAUUCCACAGAGAAAGCCUUAUGGAACCAUGGAAGGGAAUGUGAAGAAAGCACUAAAAGUAUGCGCUGCAUUGUUUCAAUACAAUAUAGCAAAAGAUGAAAAAGAUUCUAUUUUGGCAAGUAUACCAGCAGAUUUGAAGGAAAAGGGGUCUGAAUUGUAUGCAUCUCUCAUUGACGGAAAGGGUGGCUUGCAAGCACUCCUUCAAUGUAUUAAGGACCAGGACCCGGAUAAAGUUUCUGUUGGGCUUGCUUCUUCACUGGAUACUGUUGCAGAGCUUGAAUUGCUGCAGGCCCCUGGAUUGUCAUUUUUGUUGCCCGAGCAAUACUUGAAAUAUCCAAGACUAACAGGAAGAGGAACUGUAGAAUUUACCAUUGAGAAAGGAGACGGUUCCACAUUUUCCCCUGAAGCUGGUGGGGAACCAAGGAAGACUGCAAAAAUUCAGGUUGUUCUAGAUGGAUAUUCAGCACCUUUAACCACCGGGAAUUUUGCAAAACUGGUAAUUGAUGGGGCCUACAAUGGGACAAAACUCAGUUGCACUGACCAAGCUGUUCUCACAGACAAUGGGAAUGAUAAGAGCGCUGGUUACAGUGUUCCACUGGAAAUAAUGCCAUCAGGACAGUUUGAGCCCUUGUACCGAACAACAUUAAGCGUACAGGAUGGGGAAUUACCGGUGCUUCCACUCUCUGUUUAUGGAGCAGUUGCAAUGGCUCACAGUGAGGUUUCUGAUGAGUACUCGGCGCCCUAUCAGUUUUUCUUCUAUCUGUAUGAUAAAAGAAAUGCUGGCUUAGGAGGUUUAUCCUUUGAUGAAGGACAAUUUUCAGUUUUUGGAUAUUCAACUACUGGGAGAGACAUCCUUUCACAGAUAAAAACUGGGGAUGUAAUCCAAUCUGCGAAGCUAGUGGAAGGUCAAGAUCGCCUUUUAUUGCCAAAUGAGAGCUGAUAUUUCUCUUUCCACAGAAGGAAUGCCUUUCAUUCUUUCUAUUUCUUGCAUUUCUAAAUUCAAUCAGCCCGAUUUUCUUGGUUGAGAUUCCGUUAAAGAUUUUUCUUUUAAUCUGUCUAUUAUGACAGUUUCAUAAUUGCAUUUGAAAAUUUAUAUUUGCUAAGGACACUGCUAUUUGGCCGUGGAUACAGCUUCAUAUGAGUCUGCUCUAUUAUGUUCCUUUAAGCCUAUUUCUGUCACAAAAUAUUUGAGAAAAAAAGAGAAAAUAAAUAAUUACUGUAUUGCAA
Jatropha curcas is the source of this 1767-nucleotide messenger RNA. Its product is annotated as Cyclophilin-like peptidyl-prolyl cis-trans isomerase family protein. NCBI's taxonomy places the organism in Eukaryota, Viridiplantae, Streptophyta, Magnoliopsida, Malpighiales, Euphorbiaceae. Gene Ontology annotation, molecular function: peptidyl-prolyl cis-trans isomerase activity. The record is from RefSeq and is a predicted model, not a curated record. Gene Ontology annotation, biological process: protein peptidyl-prolyl isomerization.